GUUGGUCACUUUCUUGCCUGAAGUUUUUAAAGAUCUGUUUAUAACUGUUAUUAUCAGUAUAUUCCCUGGCCUUAAGCGUGGAACAAAACUGCUGCGGUUGUCCUCAUUCGUCGAACAACCAAAAUCCAAACUCGUACAACACGACGUGUGAAGAUCUUAAAGAGGACAGACGCAAAAUGAAUUUAUUAUGUUGAUCUCCAACACUGUUAUGGAAGCUAACAGUACAAGAUAUAUCAACACAAGCGCAUCAGACAGGAGUUACACUUUCACGCCUUUGACAAGCCAAACCAAACUGACACUAACAGCGAUCAUCUACCUUGUCGGGGUUAUAGCAACGAUAGGAAACAUCGGCAUCAUUGCAUUCAGACACGCGCUCAACAAUCGCAGGCUACAGCGAAAUAGAACGUUUUACUUUGUGCAGAGUCUCGCCUGGUCUGAUUUAGGGGCUAGUGUCCUUAGUCUUCCUCUCUACAAUGCCAUCAUGCUUGUGGAUGUAGUGAAGAACGAUUACAUUUGUAAGGCAGUGCGGGCAGUGAACAUUGCUUUCCCUGUUAUAACUAUUCAGAACUUGCUAGUCAUUGCAUUGGAGAGAUACGUUGCCAUAUUCCACCCGUUCUUUAUGCCUUCUAUCAAGACAGUUAAGAGGUUGGUCUUGAUGGCAUGGGCUUACGGCAUUGUUGGAUCCAUUAUCAUCUCCGCUACCUACAACUUGAUCCCAGUAAACAUUGACAACGACAAGUAUACUCUAGUAUGCCUUUACGACAACAGUAUUCCAGCUUAUAAGUUCAUGUUCUACGGAUUUGUGAUCUUUGUGUACAUAAUUCCAAGUGCUAUUUUGGUCUUCAUAGUAAUCCGUAUGACGAGAUAUUUUAGAAAGGGACGCGUUUCUAUCGAGAACUGCAAUUCUGCGGACAAAUUGCGACUCACUGGAUCUCGCAUGUUUCUGGAUAUUCUUAUCGCUUUUAUCAUUCCAUACUUGCUAUGGUUUGCUUACACGAUAGCAAACUUCACAUUCAAGCCUAAGCUCAGUUUUGAGACCGAGUUUAUACUCCGGUACGCCAUAGUAACACUAGCUUACGCCAAUGGAGCUAUCAACCCGGCGAUCUACGUCUACCACACUAAAGAGCUGCGCGAAAUACUCAGGAUGAUCUUUCACCUUCGCGUUAACCAGAUAUCAACGGGAAAUAUCGAACUUAAGGAAGUUCGUUUCAAACCCAAGAAAAAUUUACCUAAUUCUCACCCUAGCGAUAACACUCAGCUCUAAGAAAAACUUGGUUGAGUAUACAUUGAGCGGUGUGAUAUAAGGAACGUGUACUGCGCGCAUACGAUGCGUGUAGUGUGAUUUACGUGGCGUAAACUGUGCGCAUACAGUGCGUGUAGUGUGCUGUACGUGGCGUGUAGUGUGCACAUACGGUGAGUAUAGUGUGAUGUACGUGGCGUGUAGUGUGCGCAUACGGUGCGUGUAGUGUGCGCAUUCGGUGCGUGUAGUGUGAUGAACGUGGGGUGCAGUGUGCGCAUACGGUGCGUGUGGUGUGAUGUACGUGGCGCGUAGUGUGCACAUACGGUGCGUGUAGUGUGAUGUACGUGGCGUGUACUGCGCGCAUACGGAGCGUGUAGUGUGAUGUACGUGGCGCGUAGUGUGCACAUACGGUGCGUGUAGUGUGAUGUACCUGGCGUGUAGUGUGCGCAUACGGUGCGUGUAGUGUGAUGUACGUGGCGUGUAGUGUGCGCAUACGGUGCGUGUAGUGUGAUGUACGUGGCGUGUAGUGUGCGCAUACGGUGCGUGUAGUGUGUUGUACGUGGCGUGUAGUGUGCGCAUAUGGUGCGUGUAGUGCGCACAUUCGGUGCGUCUAGUGUGAUGUACGUGGCGUGUAGUGUGCGCAUACGGUGCGUGUAGUGUGAUGUACGGGGCGUGUAGUGUGGUGUACGUGGCGUGUACUGUGCGCAUACGGUGCGUGUAUUGUGAUGUACGUGGCGCGUAGUGUGCACAUACGGUGCGUGUAGUGUGAUGUACGUGGCGUGUACUGUGCGCAUACGGUGCGUGUAGUGUGAUGUACGUGGCGUGUAGUGUGCGCAUAAGGUGCGUGUAGUGUGAUGUACGUGGCGUGUAGUGUGCGCAUACGGUGCGUGUAGUGCGCACAUUCGGUGCGUGUAGUGUGAUGUACGUGGCGUGUACUGUGCGCAUACGGUGCGUGUAAUGUGAUGUACGGGGCGUGUAGUGUGGUGUACGUGGCGUGUACUGUGCGCAUACGGUGCGUGUAUUGUGAUGUACGUGGCGCGUAGUGUGCACAUACGGUGCGUGUAGUGUGAUGUACGUGGCGUGUAGUGUGCGCAUACGGGGCGUGUAGUGUGAUGUACGUGGCGUGUACUGUGCGCAUACGGUGCGUGUAGUGUGAUGUACGUGGGGUGUAGUGUGCGCAUACGGUGCGUGCGGUGUGAUGUACGUGGCGCGUAGUUUGCACAUACGGUGCGUGUAGUGUGAUGUACGUGGCGCGUAGUGUGCACAUACGGUGCGUGUGGUGUGAUGUACGUGGCGUGUAGUGUGCGCAUACGGUGCGUGUAGUGUGAUGUACGUGGCGUGUAGUGUGCGCAUACGUUGCGUGCGGUGUGAUGUACGUGGCGUGUACUGGCGCAUACGGUGCGUGUAGUGUGAUGUACGUGGCGCGUAGUGUGCACAUACGGUGCGUGUAGUGUGAUGUACGUGGCGUGUAGUGUGCACAUACGGUGCGUGUAGUGUGAUGUACGUGGCGUGUAGUGUGCGCAUACGGUGCGUGCGGUGUGAUGUACGUGGCGUGUACUGUGCGCAUACGGUGCGUGUAGUGUGAUGUACGUGGCGCGUAGUGUGCACAUACGGUGCGUGUAGUGUGAUGUACAUGGCGUGUAGUGUGCGCAUACGGUGCGUGCGAUGUGAUGUACGUGGCAUGUACUGUGCGCAUACGGUGCGUGUAGUGUGCGCAUACGGUGCGUGUAGUGUGAUGUACGUGGCGUGUACUGUGCGCAUACGGCGCGUGUAGUGUGAUGUACGGUGCGUGUAGUGUGAUGUAUGGCGCGUGUAGUGUGAUGUACGGGGCGUGUAGUGUGAUGUAUGGGCGUCAAGUGUGCUUCUUGUGUCAUGUAUGGGGCGUUUGGUGUGCGUGUAGUGUGCGUGUAGUGUGCGUUUACGUGUAUUCAGGUUUGCGUGUAUGUGGCUCGGCCGGUGUUGCGCCUACAUCGGCCAGCAUUGCUCGCUCGCACGCUUGACUGACCACAGGACAAAGAAAAUGUUGGCAGACCCAUUCGCAGUAAUUCCCAACAUUGUCUACAAGUUGGGCCAUUGCCAGGCCAAGUUUUACCAGCGUUUGGCGCUGUUUGGAAGGGCUUUAACUAGUAAACUAAUUAUUGUCCGUUUUGGCAUUUGGCACAUUUCAGCAGCGGGGGUUUAAACCCUCCUUUGGGCUGCUAGAAAGCUAUAUGUAACAUAAAAAAAUACGCCCGCCUCCUUUGUCACUGAGCCAAACCCUCCCUUUUAGCGAAAAGUUAGGUCCGCCCAUGGCUUUGUGCUAUACAACUUUGGCUGUAAGUAGAGUGCAAUUUUUUCAAGCGCAUUUGUUUGUGUGGAGCUGACGACUUUAAUAUAGUAUACUUAAACUAUUUCAAUUUAUUUUAUGAUGAUUCUUUUUACUUUUGAUUGUCCAUUUAAUUAAUUUUUGCCAUCUGUUUGCGUUUUUCGUCUUUUUUUUUUUCAAUUUUAUGCGCUUAAUUUUUCGCUGACGAUAAAGAAAGCCGACUAUUAUUUUAAACUAAUUGGACUUGAACCCAAACUCAAAGUACUCGAAAUGAUACCGUUCCCCAUCAAAUAUUUACAGGAAUUAUUAAAAGUAUAUUUUGCCAAAACUGCUUUAAACUCCUCAGAACAGAAUAUUAAACUUUAAAGGGAUAUCAUCCUACCAUAUUUUCUUUUAUUGUUUCGUCCGAUCUUUUAUUACCAAGUUUACUGUCAAAUAUUAUUUUAAGGGCCAAAGCCUUUUAGAACAGAAAAUAAAGCAAUACUACAAUUUGCGGUUUUUAUUGAAUCCAACAUGUUUUAAUUUCCCUUAAGGUGAGAGAUAUUGAAAAUGACUGUAAAAUUUAAAAAUUACACGAGACUUACCUGUAAGGUGAAGUUUGAUUGUAAUUCUACGGUUUAUUGGUCAGGAGCGGAGAAGUCACGUGAGAUAAGCGCGCGGGAGUCGAGCAGGCAGUUUUUAAAGGUAGGAGCUGCGAAUGGUCAUAUAAACUAAUGAAGCAUAGGGUGGAGCUAAGAUAUAAAAGAUACAACAGGGUGGGCACGCGACUUCUCCGCUCUUGACCUACAGGUAAGUCUCGUUUAAUUUUUAUAUUAAAUUAUUUUGAUUAUUAUUUUGAUUGGUCUAAGUCGCAACGAAGUCACGUGAGACUUUAAAGCGAUGGCCAGGAGCAGGCCUAUAGGAUAACACCCGGGUAUUAAAUAUGGUUAGAUCACUGGUGUAACUCAGUGCUGUAUAGUAUUAAUAGGCAAAGUAGUGGGGGCUGAAACAUAAAAGUGCAAUUAAACAGAUUAACUAUCAGAAUCUACAAUCUCUAGGUUUGUUAUAAAACUUCCUUAAUGUCUCA
Nematostella vectensis (starlet sea anemone) is the source of this 4611-nucleotide messenger RNA. RefSeq names its product galanin receptor 2a. The coding region runs from base 188 to 1264 and encodes 358 amino acids. The transcript has 2 exons. Gene Ontology annotation, biological process: G protein-coupled receptor signaling pathway. Gene Ontology annotation, molecular function: G protein-coupled receptor activity. NCBI's taxonomy places the organism in Eukaryota, Metazoa, Cnidaria, Anthozoa, Actiniaria, Edwardsiidae. Gene Ontology annotation, cellular component: membrane. The record is from RefSeq and is a predicted model, not a curated record.